Messenger RNA from Paraphaeosphaeria sporulosa, 2387 nucleotides. Its product is annotated as avenacinase. The transcript is spliced from 5 exons. The coding region runs from base 1 to 2373 and encodes 790 amino acids. The record is from RefSeq and is a predicted model, not a curated record. Gene Ontology annotation, molecular function: beta-glucosidase activity. Lineage: Eukaryota; Fungi; Ascomycota; Dothideomycetes; Pleosporales; Didymosphaeriaceae. Gene Ontology annotation, biological process: glucan catabolic process.
AUGUUGCACUCAGCACCACUAUGGCUUGCUCUGGCUACCACAGCUUAUGCUCAAUUUGGCAUUGAACACACGCAGUAUGGGACUAGCCCACCAGUCUAUCCUUCUCCAAACAUCACCGGCACAGGAUGGGAAGCGGCGCUAGAGAAGGCGAAGGCAUUCGUGGCACAGUUGACGCUGGAAGAGAAGACCUUCAUGGUAACAGGCUCUUCUGGUCCUUGCGUUGGCAACAUUGCGCCAAUUCCGCGGCUCAACUUCAGUGGUCUCUGCCUGCAAGACGGUCCGCUCGCAAUUCGGCAAGCCGUGCUCGCAAGCGUCUUCCCUGCGGGAAUCACAGCUGCUGCUUCGUGGGAUCGAGAUUUGGUCAAGCAGCGUGGCGUGCAGAUGGCUGAAGAGUUCAAAGGCAAGGGCUCCCAUGUCAUACUUGGGCCGGUUGUAGGACCUCUAGGUCGUGAACCUUUCGGCGGCCGCAAUUGGGAAGGUUUCUCACCUGACGCCUAUCUCUCUGGAGUUCUUGUCGAAGAGACAGUACUUGGUAUCCAGUCCACUGGAGUUCAAGCCUGCACCAAACAUUAUAUUGGGAAUGAGCAAGAGAUACAGCGCAACCCGAGCACCGUUAACGGAACCGAGGUCGAAGCCAUCUCAUCUAACAUCGAUGACAAGACCAUGCAUGAAACCUACUUGUGGCCUUUCGCAAACGCGGUCAAGGCGGGAACAGCAUCGCUCAUGUGCAGCUACAAUCGCAUCAACGGUUCCUACGGUUGUCAGAACAGCAAAACCCUCAAUGGACUACUCAAGGAUGAGCUUGGUUUUCAAGGAUACGUCAUGUCCGAUUGGGGGGCAGUCCAUACAGGUUAUGCCGGGAUUGAAGCUGGACUGGACAUGAACAUGCCUGGAGGUAUUAGCUUCACAGGCGGAGCGUCAUCUUCGUUCUGGGGUGGCAACAUCUCUACUGCUGUCACCAACGGUUCUCUGGCCAUUGAACGUGUUGAUGACAUGAUCCUUCGCGUGAUGACUCCAUACUACCACCUUGGGCAAGACGUUGGCUUCCCUGUUGUUGACGAGUCUACCGUGCCCCUCAGCUUCUUCUCAAGGGCGGACUGGAAAUACAACUACACUCUAGGACCGAUGGUUGAUGUACGCGCUCAGCACUCAAAACUCAUUCGUGAGCUAGGCGCAGCAGGCACUGUCCUUUUGAAGAAUGUCAACAACACAUUACCGUUAAAGGAGCCUAAGAAUAUUGGCGUCUUUGGGAAUGAUGCAGCGGAUCUGACCAGCGGUCAAUAUUCUCUUUCAAUAUCGAGUGGACUUGCAUCGGGCGACUACGAUAUCGGCACCCUCGCAGCUGGGGGAGGGUCCGGCACUGGACGCUUUACCUACAUUAUCCCACCGCUAGAUGCGAUCAAGACUCGUGGCCAAUCUUAUGGCGCGCUCGUCCAGUACAUUACAGACAACGUCGCGAUCGCGGCAGGCGGCCUUAGCUCGCUUUCGCCCACACCACUGGACGCCUGCAUUGUCUUUCUGAAAUCAUGGGCAAGCGAAGGCGACGACCGCACCACGCUCAUCGCCGAAUGGAACUCUACUGUUGUUGUGGAGGCAGUGGCUUCAAACUGCGCGAACACGAUUGUUGUCCUGCAUGGUGCUUCGCCGAACGUUCUGCCGUGGAAAGACAACGCCAACGUCACAGCAAUCUUAGCUGCCCAUUUUCCAGGUCAAGAAACAGGAAACUCAAUUGUCGACGUGCUCUGGGGAGAUGUCAAUCCUUCCGGCCGCCUUCCUUACACGAUUGCAAACAAUGAGACAGAUUACGAUCUCAGGAUCGUUAACAGCACUGAGCUUGUGGAGUCGACUAAUCCCAAUGCCUGGCAGGACGACUUCAAGGAGGGUAACGUUAUCGACUACAAGGAGUUUGAUGCCGCGAACAAGAGUGUAGCAUAUGAGUUCGGAUUCGGACUCAGUUAUACAACCUUUGAGCUUUCGGAUCUCCAGAUCAAGUCCGCCGUAUCGAACCCGUCACGUGUUCCCAGCUCGUCAGCCAAGGUUAUACCUGGUGGUAACGAAGAACUAUGGCAGACGCUUGUUACCGUAUGUGCGACUGUCAAGAACACGGGUGCCGUGAACGGUGCCGCUGUGCCCCAGCUGUAUGUAUCGUUCCCUUCGGAGGCAGGCGACAAGACUGUGCGAAGCCUUCGCGGGUUCGACAAGGUCAUGUUGGCAGCGGGCGAGGCCGCCACGGUCGAGUUCCCACUCAUGCGCCGUGACAUAAGCUACUGGGACGUCACUGGGCAGACCUGGCGGCUGCCUUCAAGCUCCAUCGGUGUGGAUGUCGGAUUCAGUUCCCGAGAUCUGAAGCUCAACGGAGAGCUUACUGUGUAAGCGGACAGGCAGAU